UGUGGCGGUUUUUAUUCCUCUUCGCGUCCUCCGGUCAAAUUGUUCCGGUUACAACACGAGACUGUCGCCGAGCCUCGUUCAGAAUGUGUCACAGUGAAGGACGUGUUCGUCUCCUGCAGGGGGACACACGUCCCGAGACGUCCCGUUCCACCACCUCACGCUUCUACAGAGGGAACCGACGAGUUCGGCAAACGUGUCGAACUUCGACGACUAAUCGAUUAGUCGGUCGACAACAAAUGAGCUGACAACUAUUGAUCAUUUCAUCCUAAUUUGGCGUGUGGCGACGUCGAAGGUCGACUGAACGCUCUGUUCAACCGAGUCCAGACAAUCCAGAAGAAAACGGGACAGUUCGACCUGUUGUUGUGCGUCGGAGAGUUUUUCGGAACGACACCGGAGGCCGAGGCCGAGUGGCAGCUCUACAAGACUGGAGCCAAGAAAGUUCCGAUCCACACCUACAUCCUGGGAGCCGCGAGCCAGGAGAUGGCGAAGAACUUCCCCAGCGCGGACGGAUGUGAGCUCGCCGACAACAUCACGUAUCUCGGUCGGCGCGGCGUGUUCACGGGCGUCUCCGGGCUGCAGAUAGCCUACGUCAGCGGGCGUGAGGCGCCGCAGGAACCGGCCCCAGCUCACUGCUUUACCGCCAAAGACCUGUCGGCGCUUGUGUCGCCGCUGACCGCCAGCUCCAAGUUCCGAGGGGUCGACAUCCUGCUGACGUCGCAGUGGCCCCGCGGCGUGUGGCACUAUGCCAACAACCCGGAAGUGAACACAAAGUUCUGUGGAAGUGGCUCCGUCGCAAACCUGGCGGACAAGCUGAAGCCGCGGUACCACUUUGCCGCACUGGAGGGCGCUCACUACGAAAGACUCCCGUACAGAAAUCACGUCGUUCUCCAGGAAAAUGCUCAGCACGUCAGCCGCUUCAUCGCCCUGGCAACCGUCAACAACCCCGCCAAAAAGAAAUAUCUUUACGCCUUCAACAUCGUCCCCAUGAAGACCAUGGAUCCUUCGGAGCUGGUGAAGCAGCCACAGGACGUGACGGAGAACCCGUACAGACGCCCGGCGAAAGACAAGACGGAGGUGUUGAAGACGGGCUUCGGCGCCGCCGCCGAGGAGGAGGAGCCGGCAGCCCAGUUCUUCUUCGACCUGAGCACUAAGCAGGGCGGCGGUUUCCGGGGCCGCGGCAGGAAAAGACAUCCGGACGGCGAGGGACGAGGGCGAGGGCGAGACCCGCAGCAAGACGGAGACGGGCAACAUCACGAACACGCCAAACAGCCGCGACGGCACCCUCAGCCCACCGGUCCGUGCUGGUUCUGUCUGGCGAGUCCUCAGGUGGAGAAACACCUCGUCAUCAGCAUCGGAACACACUGUUACUUGGCUUUAGCCAAAGGCGGCCUGACGCCGCACCACGUGCUGAUCCUGCCCAUCGGUCACUACCAGUCGGUGGUGGAGCUGAGCUCCGAGGUGGUGGAAGAGAUGGAGAAGUACAAGUCGGCCCUGACGAGCUUCUACAAGAGCAAAGGGGAGCGAUGUGUCGUGUUCGAGAGGAACUACCGCAGCCAGCACCUGCAGCUGCAGGUCGUCCCGGUGCCGCUGGACCGCUGCACCACCGACGACAUCAAGGAGGCGUUCACGGUCCAGGCUCAGGAGCAGCAGAUCGAGCUCAUGGAGAUCCCUCAACACACGGAGCUCAAACAGAUUGCUCCUCCUGGGACACCGUACUUCUACGUGGAGUUGGACUCGGGCGAGAAACUCUUCCAUCGCAUCAGGAAACAUUUUCCUCUGCAGUUUGGACGGGAGGUUCUGGCGAGCGAGGCGCUGCUGAACAUCCCGACCCGGGCCGACUGGAAGGAGUGCAAACAGAGUCGAGAGGAGGAGGAGCAGAGCUGCAAGGAGCUGAGGGACGACUUCCAGCCGUACGACUUUGCCUGGGAAGACUAACACACACACACAAACAUGGACGUUCAAGCAAACAAACACCACCACAGCCGGGAUCAUUCAGAUCAAGUCAGAUCUUCAGAUGGAUAACACCUCCGUAGGCAGCCGCUUAGCUUAGCAUAAAGACAGAACAGACAGAAGCAGCACCUUUAAAAGGUCAUAUCAGGUUUGUUUAAUAAUUUGAUCUCUGGUCGUGUCGGUCGUCCAAAGCCACAUUGGCCAUUUCCAGUCUUCGUGCUAAGCUAAGCUAACCAGCUGCUAACUCCAGGCAGGAAAGUGGUAUUUGACGUUGUCCUUUUCUAAUUUUCCACAAUGUCAAACGGUUUCUUUAAAAUUUGUUUUUGUUUUUUUAUACCAGUGUUUUCUUUUUAAUAACAUUUGUCAGUUGUUGCCGGGGCCGCGACGAAGGAACCGAAACAGUUUUACGAGUAGGAUCAUGAAAACCUUUGUUUUUAAGUUUCUUGGGAUUCUACAAAGUGUUUCUGUUUGUUUAUAAAAGUGAAUAGAAAAGUUUGCAGUUUUAUAACUGAAUCGGAAAAAGGCGGGAAGACAAACGAAAACUCGUAGGUGCUGAAAGAACUCGUUCCCAUAAAGACUCAAACAUUUUUAAAUAAAUACAACACUGUAAAAAAACAAAGCAAACUUUUCUAUGACGACUUCAGAGGCUCUUUUUGUUUUAAACGUCAUCUUCUGGGGAGCAACUUGUUUUUAAAUCUAUUUCUUGUAUUUUGUAAAUGAGCUACAAUUAAAACUCUUAUUUUGGG
This is a messenger RNA of Scophthalmus maximus (turbot), 2696 nucleotides long. RefSeq names its product CWF19 like cell cycle control factor 1 (gene cwf19l1). Gene Ontology annotation, molecular function: RNA lariat debranching enzyme activator activity. The coding region runs from base 481 to 1935 and encodes 484 amino acids. NCBI's taxonomy places the organism in Eukaryota, Metazoa, Chordata, Actinopteri, Pleuronectiformes, Scophthalmidae. Gene Ontology annotation, cellular component: post-mRNA release spliceosomal complex. The transcript is spliced from 14 exons. Gene Ontology annotation, biological process: mRNA splicing, via spliceosome. The record is from RefSeq and is a predicted model, not a curated record.